UAACCAAUAGAAACUUCUUAUAACCUACGCAGUUUCUAACCAGUUUCCUUUUCCACCAUCAACACCACUUUUUCUCUCUUAAAUUUCUUUCAAUAAACCAUAUAAUAAUAGAUUCUAGGAAAUUCACCUUGACUUUGCAUCAUCCUUUUCUCUUAUACCUUUCAUAUAAAUACUUAGCCAAAGUUGUAUUUUUUAAAUCAUAAUAUCACAUAUUCAUCAAACAAUCAAAAACACUAAUAUUUUGAAUCUCUUGUUCUUUCUUUUUUUUGUUCUUUUUUUGAGAUGAUGAAAAGUGAGAUAAACAUGCUUGGUGUUAACAAUCAUGUUAUGAAGGGAAAAAAGCAAAGCAAAAAGAACAAAAAAGAGGUAAAAGUUACAUAUAUUUCAAGUCCUAUGAAAGUGAAGACUAGUGCUUCAAAUUUUAGAGCACUUGUGCAAGAGCUCACAGGUCAAGACUCAAAUGUUGCUGAUAUGUUUGUGGAAGUUAAUGAUUUUGUUCAUGUUGAUGAUGUUCAAAAUCAACAAAAAAAUUCAAUUGAACAAUGGAGUAGUGAUAAUAAUUCUAGUGAAGGUUUUAUGCCUGAUUACUCUACUUGGAUGAAACUUGAAGAUGAUUACAAUUUGAGAUCCUCAAUGGAGCCAUUAAAUGGACAACUUCAAUAUGAUUUUUUGAGUUUUGAUAUGAUAUAGAUAUAGAUAUAUCGUGAAAUGUAUACAUACUUGUAUAUAAUAUAGAUAUAGAUAUACAUAUAAAGUAGAGAAUAGAAGAUAAGGGAUCUGGCACGCUGCAGUAAGGGAUUCUCCACAUUCACGUCGUCGGAACAUCCGUGAUCGUUCAAUCUAAAUCGGAUGAUAUAGAAUCAAGUUCGAUAUUUGAAUUAUAAAAAUAAACACUUCAUUUUUUGGACUGUCCAAUUUUGAUCAAAUGGUCACCGAUGUUCCGACAGCAUGAAUGCCGAGAAUCGGAGAAUGUAAUCUUUAUAUGAGAUUUUGAUGGUUUAAAGUAAGCAGUUUAUUUUAAUCAACUAUUGGUAUCAAUCACAUGGACAUUAGAAAUGUAUUGAAAUAUCGACCGGUAUUUUUUUCAA
Molecule: messenger RNA, 1088 nt
Organism: Medicago truncatula (barrel medic)
Lineage: Eukaryota; Viridiplantae; Streptophyta; Magnoliopsida; Fabales; Fabaceae
Exons: 1
Coding region: 283-690 (135 amino acids)
Source: RefSeq, a predicted model, not a curated record